Messenger RNA from Aspergillus piperis CBS 112811, 1578 nucleotides. RefSeq names its product enoyl-CoA hydratase/isomerase family protein. Gene Ontology annotation, cellular component: peroxisomal matrix. The transcript is spliced from 3 exons. Gene Ontology annotation, biological process: fatty acid beta-oxidation. NCBI's taxonomy places the organism in Eukaryota, Fungi, Ascomycota, Eurotiomycetes, Eurotiales, Aspergillaceae. The coding region runs from base 1 to 1578 and encodes 525 amino acids. The record is from RefSeq and is a predicted model, not a curated record.
AUGCUGCGGCCACACUUAGAGUUCUCGGUGUACAGGCGGGAAGCGUGGCCAUCCCGAUCUGCAGCGGCUGAAUCCUUUCGCAGAAAACCCUUCUACCAAGCCUGGGAUCGCCGCGUCUUUGCGCAAUUCGUAAAAUACGGCUUGCGCGAUGUCUCGGUGGGCACUAAUAUCAAUGGUAAGAAUAGCCAGCCUGAAAUGACGACACCGGUAAGACUCACUACCCCUGUUCUGUAUGAGCUUGCCUCCUUUGCGCGGCCAUAUCACAAUCUCCCUGCCCCGGAUGCAGCGAUAGGCGAUUCUAGAAACCGCCUCACCCACCCGGAUCUCGACCCUCAGGUCAUUACAUCGUUGCCGUUUUAUCGUCCAGAGAUAACUGAACUUUUCCCUCGGCUGCCCUACCUACGACCGAGUGUCCUUUACAUCUACGGUAGUGAGUCCCAUAUGAGCCUUCCGGAGUUGAGGAGCGACAAACUGCGGACUACAGGAAUUGCUACCGGAGGCAGCGGCGGGGCUGCAGCUGGUCGCGUGCGCGAGGUCGUCAUGCAAGGGUUUUCACACCAGGUGCCGUUCGAAGCGGUCAAUGAAUGCGCAGAGGAGAUAUCUAGUUGGCUAGCCUGCGAAUCAAGGCGCUGGUGUAGAGAGGAACAGGCUUUUUACAAUUGGUGGGGUAACACUGCCAGCUCUGAUUCAAGGACUAUCGAGAAAGACUGGAAAGUCUAUGUUCCAAGGGGUAAUCGAGAGAAGUCAAACCUCAUGGCUGACCACCAUCCGAUCAUAGUCCGUCUCCAAGGCCAUAUAGCCGUCAUAAUUCUCAACCGGCCUGAUCAGCUUAAUGCGCUGGACCAGGAUCAUUAUUAUCAACUCGGUGAAUCUCUCCGCCAGUUGGAGAAAACCCCCGACAUUAAGAUAACAAUUCUCACUGGUACGGGGCGAUACUUUUCAGCGGGCACCGAUGUCAGAUCUGCCUUCGGAAACAAGCUCCAUGGAACGGACAUUCGGCGCAACAUGAGUGGCACUUUAUUCAACAACCUGGACCUCACUCAUACCUUCACCAAUUUUUCAAAGAUACUGAUUGUGGCACUGAAUGGCCCUGUCGUGGGGCUUCCGGCGGCGCUCGUCGCACAAGCAGACUUCAUCUAUGCCGCACCGCACACCUUCCUCCUCACGCCAUUUUCUUCGCUCGGUCUUGCAGCAGAGGGUGCAGCGUCUCGGUCCUUUGUGCGGCGCCUCGGCAUAUCCAAAGCAAGCGAGGCUUUGAUUAUGAGCAAGGAAAUUCCCUGCGACGAACUUGCUGCGUGCGGAUUCGUUAAUGAAGUGGUAUCUUCCCCUUCAGGAGAUCCAAAAGACUCGGUCGGGUUUCUGGAGCAGGUCCUUGCUGAAGUCCACCGGCGAUUUGACUCACUCACCGCACUAUCCUGCCUAGCGCGCAUUAAAGGCUUUAUACGUGGACCAGAGAAGAUGAUAGAUGACCGACAUAACUACCUCGAGGUUCUUGAGGGGCUGGAUAUGAUCGCAACUGGCGUGCCAGGGCAACGGAUUCAGGCGUUGGUGAAAGGCCAAAAGAAGCAUAAGUUGUGA